ACUCAUAUAAAUACUUACGUACCACGUAUCUGACGAGACUGUGCGCCGGAACCGAGCCGAACGCAGUGGCUUAACAUACGCAUAUCCGAAUCAGACAAAUAUCUGUAAUAAUACGAGAAAAUGAACAACGCUGAAUUAUAUCAUAGAAGCAAUACUAAACAAAAAAGGGACUCUCUGCAAUGUUUAGAAGAGUAUGGAAAGCGAAUCAAAUGGAAAAAUGGAAGAAUUACGGUUAUAGACAUUGGUUGUGGCGAUGGAAGCGUAACGACGAGUAUACUAAAAAAAAAUAUCCCGAAUAAUUGUGAAAGACUACUAGGUUGUGAUAUUAGCGAAAAUAUGGUACAGUUUGCUAAUGAGCAUUAUGCGAAUGAUCACACCAGUUUCACGGUGCAGGACAUCGAGGGCGACUUGCCGACCGAGUUUCGAGGAAAUUUUGAUAACGCAUUUUCAUUCUUCGUCUUGCACUGGAUCCAAAAUCAAGAGAUGGCGUUUACAAACAUAUAUGAUCUACUCAAAAUAGAAGGCGAGUGCUUUUUAGUAUUUGUGGCUCACACGCUGAUGUUUGAGGUUUACCGCAUCCUAUCUCGGUCAACAAGGUGGAAGUUUUGGCUAAAAGAUGUCGAACGUUUUAUUUCACCCUAUCAUGACUGUCAGGACCCUGUCAAGAAAGUCAAACAAAUGAUGACGUCGAUCGGAUUCACUUCCGUGGAAGUCGAAUUUUUGCAGAAGGCAUUUACUUUUCCUAACCUGGAUGCACUUAAAGAUUUCGUAAGAUCAAUCAAUCCUUUUCAAAUACCAAAAGAUUUAGAGGAAGAUUAUCUGCUAGAUUUAUUUAAUGUUCUUCGAGACGUACGUAUUAUAGACUAUGCAAGCAGUAACGUGGAUGGACCGAUCAAAGCGACACUCAACUACAGUCUUAUUGUGGCCAAGGGUAGAAAAUAGUCGAUUUUGGUGACCGACCGUUCGAUCCUCCGGUCCAUUUCGGUCGGCGAUGGGUCCCAGUACAUAUUCUGCUUGUUCUGAAAAUUGAAAGAGGUGGUCAUUUCUCAAGGAGAGAUGAGGAUUGCAAAAUAGACUGUGAGAUUAAACAUACCCAUUGCCACCGAAAUACCUCACUCAGCAUGGACCUUCUAAAAGGAAACAGCUUAUAUUUAUUUAUUUACAGAAAAAAAAUAGAUACAAUUUAUGUGAUAAACAGUGCAGCAAAAACA
Melitaea cinxia (Glanville fritillary) is the source of this 1211-nucleotide messenger RNA. Its product is annotated as juvenile hormone acid O-methyltransferase-like. The coding region runs from base 121 to 942 and encodes 273 amino acids. The record is from RefSeq and is a predicted model, not a curated record. The transcript has 5 exons. Gene Ontology annotation, molecular function: S-adenosylmethionine-dependent methyltransferase activity. NCBI's taxonomy places the organism in Eukaryota, Metazoa, Arthropoda, Insecta, Lepidoptera, Nymphalidae.